AUGUCGGAACAUGUCCAUGUCGAUUAUCAGCAACUCAACGAUAACCUCCAAAGAUUUUUUCAAGCGCAUCCACAGGUCGACAACGUUGUCGGAGCUGAAGCUUAUCUGCUUCUUCAACAGUGUCAAAAUGAUCUUACUCAAUAUGCAACGGAUUUACAGGAGGUAGAAGUGGAGGCUGAGAGGGCAAGAAGAAUGUUUGAACGAGAUCUUACUGCUGCCCGAGCUCAACGAACUGCUGUUGAGGUUGUGGGCCCUGACGUAGAACCUAUUGGAAACAAUGCUCUACCUGCACCCCCACCACCACCAGCUACAGGCACAAUCUAUCGGUCGGAGAAACUCCCAGAUCCCGACGUGUUCAGGGGGGAUCGUGAUCGAGAAAGGUUACACUUAUUCAAGCAACAAAUGAAACUCAAGCUACUAGGAAAUACCGAUCGUUAUCCUACACUACAGUCUAAGUUAUCAUAUGCAUUCAGCAGAUUGGAAGGCGCUGCUGCCAAUCAGUUCUUACAGUACAUAGGAGAAGAAGGUAUUGCCUUACCUUCUAUGACACGGUUUUAUGAAAUUCUGGAUACAGCUUUUGGGGACCCCGAUCGAAUGCGUACGGCUAGGAGAAAUCUCCGGAAUAUCAGACAACGCACUCGAACUUUCGCUGACUACUUCGCUGAAUUUCAACGGUAUGCUGCUGAGUCGGGUAUGGAUGAAGUCUCUCGGAUUGAGGCUUUGAUGGAAGGUAUUAAUGGGGAACUCGACGAAUCAAUGAUACACCAUGACACUCCCGCGACGGUAGAUGCCUGUGCGACACUUUUGCAACGAUUGGAUAAUCGUCGUCGAGCGGCAGAAGCUAAACGAGGAAAUAAAAAACCUUGGACUACUACUACUACUACUACCCCGGCUCCUUGUCCCCCACCAGCGAAUCCUGUUCCUGCUCCUCGUGCUGCCGCCCCAGUCGCCAAUGCACCUACUACUGAAAAUCAUCCCUCGUUCCGUCCAGGAGGUGAUAUACCCAUGGAUCUAUCUGGAGGUCGUCGUCGACCCACCCCUGCUGAAAGAAAUGCCGGCUUAGUUGAGGGCCGAUGUUUCUAUUGCGGAGGUGUUAGACAUAUGGUUAGAGAUUGCCCCCAAGCGAGGGCAACAGGAAAUCAAUCAAGGAGGCCUGUGAUGAGAGGAGCGGCAUUGACGGUGGAAGAAAAUGCCGGAAGCGAUAAUGAGUCGGCAAAAGAUUUGUCCCUGCACUAA
This is a messenger RNA of Morchella sextelata, 1236 nucleotides long. RefSeq lists its product as uncharacterized. The coding region runs from base 1 to 1236 and encodes 411 amino acids. The transcript has a single exon. The record is from RefSeq and is a predicted model, not a curated record. NCBI's taxonomy places the organism in Eukaryota, Fungi, Ascomycota, Pezizomycetes, Pezizales, Morchellaceae. Gene Ontology annotation, molecular function: nucleic acid binding; zinc ion binding.